AGGGGUUACAAGCAUGGCGGGAUUGGAGCUGCUGUCGGAUCAGGGUUACCGAGUGGAUGGGCGGCGGGCCGGAGAGCUGCGCAAGAUCCAAGCACGGAUGGGCGUCUUCGCGCAGGCCGAUGGUUCAGCCUACAUCGAACAAGGCAACACUAAGGCGCUGGCCGUGGUCUACGGACCCCACGAGGUGCGAGAUGCGGGGCUCUCGGUCAAGAGCACUGCCAGAUCGGGCACUGGUGAACUGCCAGUAUAGCAUGGCCACCUUCAGCACUGGGGAACGGAAGCGGCGGCCACAUGGGGACCGCAAGGCCUGUGAAAUGGGACUCCAGCUGAGGCAGACCUUUGAGGCCGCCAUCCUGACCCAGCUAUACCCUCGCUCCCAGAUUGACAUAUAUGUCCAGGUGCUUCAGGCGGAUGGUGGUAAUUAUGCAGCCUGUGUGAAUGCAGCUACGUUAGCCGUGUUGGAUGCAGGGAUCCCAAUGAGAGAUUUUGUGUGUGCCUGUUCAGCUGGCUUUGUGGAUGGCACAGCCCUGGCCGACCUGAGCCAUGUGGAAGAGGCAGCGGGUGGACCACAGCUGGCUCUGGCCCUGCUCCCCGCCUCUGGCCAGCUUGCUCUACUGGAGAUGGAUGCCCGGCUACAUGAAGAUCACCUGCAGCAGGUACUAGAAGCGGCUUCCCAGGCUGCCCGAGAUGUUCAUGCCUUAUUAGACCGAGUGGUCAGGCAGCAUGUCCGUGAGGCUGCCCUGCUCCUUGGAGAUUGACCCUGACCCUGCAAUAAAGUCUUUCAUUGCUUCCCUA
Molecule: messenger RNA, 795 nt
Organism: Trichosurus vulpecula (common brushtail)
Lineage: Eukaryota; Metazoa; Chordata; Mammalia; Diprotodontia; Phalangeridae
Gene: EXOSC4
Product: exosome component 4
Exons: 3
Coding region: 57-758 (233 amino acids)
Biological process (GO): U4 snRNA 3'-end processing; poly(A)-dependent snoRNA 3'-end processing; nuclear mRNA surveillance
Cellular component (GO): nucleolus; nuclear exosome (RNase complex); cytoplasmic exosome (RNase complex)
Source: RefSeq, a predicted model, not a curated record